Molecule: messenger RNA, 1464 nt
Organism: Cotesia glomerata
Lineage: Eukaryota; Metazoa; Arthropoda; Insecta; Hymenoptera; Braconidae
Exons: 5
Coding region: 331-1464 (377 amino acids)
Source: RefSeq, a predicted model, not a curated record
UUUUUAUCAAAAAUUAAAGUAGUUCUAUCUAUAUGUAUAUUAUUUCAUAUCGCUAGCGGACAUAUUGUCGCUGGAUUUAUUUCCUCUUCUCAGAGAAACAUAAAACAAAAAACUGUCGACUUUUGUUGCAACCACCGCGUUCUUGGCUUAUUCUUACUUAUGUUAUCAUAACUACGCGUUAUUUUCUUAACUUAACUGAAACUAACUGAAUUUCACCAAAUAAAGUGAAAAAAACUAGUGGUUUAUAUAAAUUGAUGCAGUAUUAACAAAAGAAAAAUAAAAAAUAAUAAUAUAUGAAUUCAAAAACAGCUAAAAUUAGUUAUUAAAAUAAUGCCGCGUAUAAUUAAUGAAAAUGGCCACUCUUAUAUCGUUGAAAAGGUGUUACAUGGACGAAGUGAUGUGCAUUGCCGUUUACGCUUGCGAGAUCGCUGUCCAGCUCGUGGCAUAAAAAUUGGUAACAACCCUAUUACUUUAACGAAAAAUCAUUAUCACUCGGGAGUCUUGCGACUAAAUCAAAUGCGUUUAAGAUUCAAAGCUGCACUGACAGCGUCAGUCCGUCAGACUUUUCUUCCCUUGCAUGUAGUGUAUGAUGAAGUGGCUGCUCGUUUUGCGGAUCCGGUUGUUGCCAGUUCACCAUUUGAAACCGUACAAAGACUGAUGGCUAGUUCUCGACAAAGAUUUGUUCCUGAUGUUGUAGAUAAUUACGUUGAUUUAAUCAACACAUUAAAUAAUCAACAUUAUUUUCGACUACGCGAAUACUACACGAACUACUCGAUUGAACUUUCAGCUUUGCAUGAUGACGCCCUGAUUAUGGGAGAUCCAAGAUUGAUAGCUGAAUUUGCGUUUGAAACAUUUUAUUUUACGACUACGACGAGUGUCUUGCCUCAAUUAGGCAAUACGCGUUUAAUAACUAAUAUCGUUGCUCAAUACCAUAAUAAUGUUUUUCCUGUUGCAACAAUUUUAUGGUCUAAUAUGAGUGAAGACAUCGUUGCAGAAGUUUUAAACCAACUUUCUGCCGGAUAUUUAGUCCCCAAUAAUAUUAGAUAUAUUUUUACAGACUUAUAUCUGAGUGAUUGUUUGAAAACAGCUUUCCCAAAUGCUAAAGUAAUAAGUACAUAUGACAGUUUUUGUCGGAUGAUUCAUCAGCAAGCUAUCAAUCAUAAUGUUGAUUUUCAAAAUGUCGACCAAAAACAUUUUGUAAUGAAAACGAUAGGUAUUACUCUCCUUCCCGAAGACAUGAUGAUCGACGCAUUUGAUGACUUAGUCAACACUUUGAGUGUACCGGUUCGUGCAGCGCUGCAAGGAUUUAUCAAUUAUCUCACAAAUAGCUUUAUUAAUGGCAAUCUCCUGGUAAAUUUCUACAACUCUCCGAAUGCCUUUAAUAAUGCGUCGACAUUAGCAAAACGGGACUUACAGAACCGUGUAGGAGCUAAUCCUACCGCUUGGGAUUUUAUGAGUAAUUGA